AUGCAACUUGUGGAUGACGUUGCGGGAUUCUCGACAAAAAGUCAAAAUACCCCCGACCAGGUUCGCUGUCCUCAAAGCAUGCUUCGUUCAAGAGCUCUACAGACUACUCACGAAAAGUCUGAUCUCACAUCCGUCAUGUGGUUACCACUCAGUUUCGCAUUUCUCCUACCUGCCUUGGCUGCAGCAAUAACAACAAACGACUCGAUUGUGCUUCCAUUUGGUAAUGUUCAAGGAACAAAAUGCAAGCAUUCUGGCGCCAAAGGUUUCUUGGGCAUUCCAUUUGCAAAGCCUCCCGUUGGUGAACUAAGAUUCAUGCCACCAAAACUGGUGACAUUGACAAAUGCGACGUUUUCCAACGGCGUAUUGGAUGCAACAAAGCUCGGAAGCACUUGCAUUCAAUGGAAAAAAGUAUUUGCCUGGGAGGAGCCACCGCCAUCAGAAGAUUGCUUAUAUUUGAAUGUCUACGUGCCACCAAACAGUAGCAGAGGCUCGGCUCUCCCAGUAAAAGUCUUCGCAUGCGGUGGAGGUAACAAUGCUGGAGCCGCCAACUUUCCGCUUUACGAUGUCUGCAGUCUAGCUAGUGACAGCAUUGUCGUGACUUUCAACUACCGACUCGGACCAUUGGGCUUUCUUUCAUUGUCGAAAGCUGGUAUCGGCGGUAACAUGGCAAUUCAGGAUUAUCUUGCAGCGCUGAGAUGGGUCAAUGAGGACAUUUCGUAUUUUGGCGGUGACCCAACAAAGGUAUUGCUAUUUGGACAGAGCGCCGGCGCUGCUGAUACAUUUGUUGUAACAACCCUUCCAGAAGUGAAAGAUUUGAUCAAGGGGGCAGCGAUGGAAUCUGGCGGCGGCCAGGACUUGACGCCUUCUGAUAUAGCGCAACAGGUCGGAGAGAGUUAUGCUAGCGCGCUCAAUUGCGAGGCGAAUAACUUGAAAUGCCUGCAAUCUAAAAGUUUAAAGGAGUUGCUUGCCGCCCGAAGGAAAACUCCGGCCCUGACCAAGAAUGGCAGGUCUUUGGGCUCCGAGUUUGGUCUUAAUAUGCCACAAAGGAGUAAUCUUAACUCGGCAGUUUUAGAUGGGAAGAUAGUAAAGGAUGAGCCUUUGAAAGUGGGAUCACGAGUGCCCAUCAUCACGGGCUUCAAUCAGUACGACAGCUCGCUUUUCGUUAUACCUCUCUUUAGUAACUCUGGAUCCAUCACUGAAAAGAACUAUACGGACUUCCUGGCUCAAUGGGGUGAUAAUGGUCCUCUGAUCGGGAAACAAUACCCUCUCUCAAGGUUUCAGCAACGAGGCAACCCAACUGGUAGCGCAGUCAUUGAUGCCGUCACCCACAUCGCCACUGUCGCUGGCUUCAUGUGUCCGAUUUCUAGAAAUCUGCGAGCCACCACGGCAGCUGGGACUCCUUCUUUUGCUUAUCGAUUCAAUCACACACCGUCGUGUCCGUGGUUAUGGGUGAAGGGCAGAGAAUUCCCGCAUGCAAAGCAUUUGUCUCUGUUCAAAUCAGCCCACACAUCAGAACUCCCUUUCGUCUUUGGUGGUCUUUGGAACGAGCCCUGGGGCAAUGGAUCAUGUAACGCAACUGAGAACGAGCGACAGAUCAGUCGGGGUUUAGUGUCUGCGUGGACUGCCAUGGCGAGUAAUGGAAAUCCGAGCACGAAAGAUUAUCAGUGGCCGCAAUUCUCCGUCAAUAAUACAAAGGGCCUAAAUAUUGAACAGGAUAAGAUGGUAAUUGGGGACAUAGAUUUUACCGAAUGCGAUUUUUGGGAUGGCAUAUGGGCGAAGCUGGGCGGUGUUAACUUCACGAGCAAUGCGUUUGGCAGUACGAACAACAGUAAUUCAAGCGCCAAGGAAUCUUCAGCUCCAGCCAGGUAUAAACAUUGGCAUCGUGGCUCUAUGACAGCCAUGGCCGCGGCAAUAAUCGGGGCUAGCACAGCAGUCUGGAGCUGA
Messenger RNA from Pochonia chlamydosporia 170, 1944 nucleotides. Its product is annotated as carboxylesterase. The record is from RefSeq and is a predicted model, not a curated record. NCBI's taxonomy places the organism in Eukaryota, Fungi, Ascomycota, Sordariomycetes, Hypocreales, Clavicipitaceae. The transcript has 5 exons. The coding region runs from base 1 to 1944 and encodes 647 amino acids.